This is a messenger RNA of Zea mays, 1650 nucleotides long. RefSeq names its product probable WRKY transcription factor 3. The record is from RefSeq and is a predicted model, not a curated record. Gene Ontology annotation, molecular function: sequence-specific DNA binding; DNA-binding transcription factor activity. The coding region runs from base 775 to 1440 and encodes 221 amino acids. The transcript is spliced from 2 exons. Gene Ontology annotation, biological process: regulation of DNA-templated transcription. NCBI's taxonomy places the organism in Eukaryota, Viridiplantae, Streptophyta, Magnoliopsida, Poales, Poaceae.
CCCUGUCAACAAAUCGAUGCGAGGACCAGUUAUCAAGGUCUCCUUAUGAUGGCCUGCGGUGCUUGGGCCUUGGGUAUGUAUGCACUGCAUUUGUGCUGCUGUCCGCCUAUGAACUUCUGGUCACUGCAUAUAAGAAAUUUGUUUUUUCUUUUUCAGCUUGGGUUUUCAGUGUCCUCGAGCAAGUAAAGUAGCUUUGCAUAAUUUAUUAUAUGUUUUUUGUUAUUAACCUCCAAAUAUAGUCAAUAUGCUCUAUCAUAAAAAUUUUAAUUUUCCACUGCAUGCCUUGAUCAUCAAAAUCUGUUAUGUUGUUCAGAGUUUGUCUCAAACAAGGAUGGGCAGCAGGAGGAUGGGUUCAGAGCCUGAUCUAUCACUAAAUGCUGACCAUCCCCUGCUUGGUGCCCAUACCUAACAGUCUUACAUGCACGUGCCCUAACUACCUCCCUCUUUGUCUUCUGCUCAACAUCCUUGUUGGCUUGUUGCCUUUGCAAUUGCAUUGCUUCCACCAGUACAUACAGCUGCAACAGAGUAGAGGACUAUGUGAACCCUCCCGUUCUUCCAUUACUCUCUUUACUUGCUCAGUUCAUUGGCUAUGUGAAUGCCCUUCCCCGGAUUACUAUGAUUUGUUUGGUUUAUUGUGGGAGUUUGUAAUUUUCACUAGAAAACAGUUCAGUUUGUAUACGAAGUAUUGGUCUACUACUCUCUUAAGUUCCAUAAAUCCCUGGUGCGUUCGUUCUCUCUCUCUAUGUCUCUAUUUCUCCCCCUACAAACAAGCAAAUGAGCUACUGCUAUGGUUACAAAUUCAUGAAUUGUCCCCUGUUUUCAGGUUCAGGGAAGAUGCAACCUCAUGAGAAGGUUGCUGUUCUGAAGCCUGUUGCCUCCAGGCCUUUCUCCAGCUUCUGGCCCUUCCCAAAGUUUCUGCACGACUUCAACGCCACUUGUUCCCCAACAAUCACCUUCCCACAGGAGACUGAGCUAAUCAGGCCAAAAGCCACUCGGUUGGCAUCGCUGCCGGGUGACCUUCCAACACAGAUUGCAGCAACGACAGAUGCCGGGUCGGAUACCAUGUCUGAGGAGGUGGAAGGGUAUGCAAAACAUCACACGUAUCGUGACCAUGCAACAGCGUGCCAAGCUGCGAGGCGGAAUGGUGAGCGCAGUCGCCUGUCACUUGACGGGUACAGCUGGAGGAAAUACGGGCAAAAGAAAGUGAAAGGCAGCGAGUUCCCGCGGAGCUACUACAAGUGCACUCACCCUAGCUGCCCUGUGAAGAGGAAGGUGGAGACGACGCCAGAUGGCCAGGUUGCUGAGAUCGUGUAUAGUGGUGAGCACAACCACCUGAAGCCGGGCAAGCCUUGUCCCCCGAGGAAGCCAUUGCUGUCGACAAGCACAGAUGCUGUGAUGUGUGACACGCAUGGUAUUGACGACAUGACGCCGCCGGAGUAGAGACGAAGACAACCAGGAGUUCAGAUUCUUCGUUCCAGUACUUAAAUCUAGCUAAGCUGCUGGUUUCACAAUUCCAUUAAAGAUUGCUGCCUUUACUUUUCUUUAUUUUGUUUACAACUCCAAGUCACUCUUACAGUUGUCAUACCAGCUGUUUGAUUCAUCAUUCAUACACAUCAAUGGCAAUUGCAUGCUCUCUGAUCCCCUAGCCUA